Messenger RNA from Phyllotreta striolata, 1190 nucleotides. NCBI's taxonomy places the organism in Eukaryota, Metazoa, Arthropoda, Insecta, Coleoptera, Chrysomelidae. The record is from the annotation of a GenBank genome assembly.
AUGUCGCUGGGAAAUUUCCACAAACUGCUCCGAUUCGGCUUCGCGUUUUCCGUAUCGCCUUGGUACGAUCCUGGCAAAAGGGCUUUCAAAUACCGAACGUUCAAUCGGGCGUAUUCGGCCUGUUUGAUCGGCUUUUUCCUCGCCUCGUACCUCUUCGGUUUGGUCCACUUGGAGUGCAACAACAAAUCCGGUUUUCUCGGCGGGAAAUUCGCAUCGCUCGAAAUAAUCAGCACGAGCUCGAUGGCCACGAUGUAUCUGUUAUUCAGGCUGAAUCGCAGGAAAACGAACGCCUGGAGGCGUUUACUGGACAAUUUAUUACUUGUGGAAGAGAUUUUGUACAGCGCCUUUGGUGUUACUCUCACCGAAAGUUUUAAUUAUCUGCUCAUUCCUACUCAGUUAACAGUAGUGGUGGGUUAUUUGUGGUACUACAUUUAUUACGCGGAAAAUGUACAGACGUUUGGAAAGAGCCAGGGAAAUGCUUUCGAGAAGUUCAUUUGGUUGGACAUUUCCAGGUGUAUAUCGCUCUUGGUGUGCCUCAUUUGCGGUGCUUUGAUGAAGAUUUCGCGCAUGAGAUUCGUAGCGUUGAACGAGGAAAUGAAAAGGAUGCAACUAACUGGGCGAAAUAGAAAUAUCAAGGCUUUGAAAGUUUGCUACGGGCGAUUGCUGGACAAUAUUCGAUUGUACAACGAAAUUUUCGGGAGUUUUAUAUUUUGCUCGAUCGUUAAAACCACUGUAGAGUUCCAAGGGUUCCUCACGUAUUUUAUACAGUACGAAUAUUUCAGCGGGUUACAUCCAAUUAGAUAUGUUUACAAAUCCGGGAUGAGCAGCUUUCUAUCCUGGUUUUGCAGCGUCUACACGAUAUUCUCCUGCGAUUCCGUCGCUAAAGAACUGGCCGAGACGAGGAGAAGCUGCUUCGAAUUGUACUUGAAAAGCCUGGAUGAUUGGUCGAUCGAUUCCCAACAGGAUAUAUCGGACGUUCUGGAGCUUCUGGCGAGCGAUCCAAAAUUCUCGGCGGGGAAUUUCUUCGAAAUCCGAAGGGAAGUCGUCCUGAAUAUGCUCAAUGUCGCUACGGCUUAUGUACUGGUGACAGUGCAAUUAAAAGGGAAGAAUUGAAAGGGUUUAAUGUGUGAUUUAGAAUAAAAACGAGUGGAUUAUAAAAAGUAAUUGAGUAUUUAUUUCGUUUAAAUAAA